AACAGCAACAACAAUAAUAACAACUAUAAACAAAAAUAUACUAAAAACACUUCAACUAAAUCGAUACUAAUUCACAGCACAAUAGAUAGUGACAAAUAGAGAGAGAGAGAGAGAGAGAGAGAGAGGGAAAAAAGAGUAUCACCAUCAUCGUCAUCGUUAUCAUAAUCUUCAUCAUCGUCAUCAACAUCAACAUUCUCGUCAACAAUAUGGGGCCCGUGGGUAAAAUACGUUUAAAUUAUGCAGCAUUUGCAGUUUAUUUAUUUUUAAGCACAGUGUCUAUAGAAUUAACCUCAGCUGCCGGUCAACCACGUUUAGAAAUAUUCCCCAUGCAGGGUGUGCAGCGUAAGCCUGUAGGGAAAUCAUUGAUUCUUACUUGUCGUCCCAAUGUGCCUGACGCCAGUCUAGUCGCUGAUUUACAAUGGAAGGACAAUCUUAAUAAUACGAUAUUACCGAAACCGAACAAAUACUAUUAUCCACUGUAUGAUUCCAAAGGACGUAGAUUACCUGCUGUAACUGGUCGCAAUCAACCGCCCAUGUAUACGGAAACGUUGCCUGGCGAAAGUCUAGCGCUUAUGAUUACAGCUCUCAGCGUAGAGAUGGAAGGCAGAUAUUAUUGCACCGCCUCCUAUGCGAACACCGAGCUACUCGAAACCAGUGUUAUGAUUGAAAGUUAUGUGGCCAUUACUUGGACAAAUGCUCCAGAAAAUCAAUAUCCAAUACUCGGCGAAGUUUACGUGGUAAAAUGUGAAGUGAAGGCAGAUCCGAAUCCCACCAUUGAUUGGCUAAGAAAUGGCGAUCAGAUACGAACUGGCGAUAAGUAUGUAGUUCAAACUCAUGGUUUAUUGAUACGUGACGUACAGGAAUCGGAUGAUGGCAUUUACACAUGUCGAGCAGCAGUAAUUGAAACCGGCGAACUAUUAGAACGUACUAUACGCGUAGAGGUCUAUAGCCGUCCUGUUAUUACUUAUUUACCUAUCACAUUGGAAGCUACAGAGGGUCAACCCUUUGCUGCUAAUUGCACGGCCACUGGCAAACCGAAACCAGAAAUCUCUUGGAUUAAAGAUGCAGCCCAACAAAAUGUGGCGAAUGCUGACCGUUUCAACGUGAACCCCUUAACAGGACUUUUGACCAUUAAUGCUGUGACUCAAGACGAUUACGGCACAUACACAUGCAUAGCAAAGAAUGACGCCGGCGUGGUAGAUCAAAAGACAAAAUUAAAUGUGUUAGUUAGACCCUCCAUCUAUGAAAUGUAUAACGUGACGGGAGUGAGCCACAAGGAAAUCGCUCUUACCUGUCGCGCUAAGGGACGGCCAGCUCCCGAGAUAACCUUCCGACACUGGGGUACAGAGGAUGAAUUCGCUGCUGGAGUUCAAGUCGAUGAUGAUCGCAUUGUGCUAGAGCAGCAUUUCGAUGAGGACAGGGGUGAAAGCUCGGGUACUUUGCGUAUAUCGCGUUCUAUGCGUUCAGAUGAUGGCUUGUACCAAUGUUUGGCUCGUAAUAAGGGUGACACCGAUUAUAAGACGGGACACAUCACCAUAGAAUUUCCUCCAGAUUUUACACAUAUGAAAGAUCUACCUCCAAUAUUUAGCUGGGACGAGCGUAAAGCAAACCUAAGUUGCUUAGCUAUGGGUAUACCAAAUGCUACUAUAGAAUGGCGUUGGAGUGGUAAGCCCAUCAAAGAGAUAUUAGACAAGAAUUUACAACAAGUGGGCAACGGACCGCGUAGUGAUUUGAUAGUACAUCCUGUUGCUCGUCAUUAUUAUUCAGUAUAUAAAUGUGUGGCUACAAACAUUCACGGCGUAGCCGAACAAGAUAUACAAUUAAAAGAAGCUCGCGUACCCGAAUUGAUAGCGGCCGCUAUACCUAAACAAUUAACAGCGACUACUAUUACUUUCGAUAUAAGAGGUCCUCCCGCUGAGCUUGGAUUGCCCAUUACGGCCUUCGCUGUACAAUACAAGGAAGCACUUAAUCCCGACUGGUCGACAGCUCUAAAUCGUACCUGGUCUCCCGAGUCGCCAUAUAUUGUAGAAAGCCUGAAGCCACAAACCUCGUACAACUUUCGAUUUGCAGCACGCAACGCUGUUGGUUUAGGUAGCUGGGGCGUUAAUCUUCAACAAUCCACUCCUCGACGUUCCGCGCCAGAGGAGCCUAAGCCCUUACACUCACCUGUGCAAAAUGAUCAAGAGGAACCCGUUGUCGUCUCGCCCUAUUCCGAUCAUUUCGAAUUAAGAUGGAGUGUCCCAGCCGAUAACGGUGAACCAAUUGAUUUCUAUCAAGUGAAAUAUUGCCCGGGUGUCAAAAUGGCUGGUACUUGGCAUGAAUUAGAAAAUCAAUGUGUCUCGGUCGAUGUGGUUGAGAGCACCGCCUACGAAAUGUCACAUCUUAGCGGCAACACGUACUAUCGCAUUGAAUUGAGGGCACACAAUGUCAUUGGAUUCUCGUCGCCUGCGUCCAUAAUUAUGAAAACAACACGAGACAAUCCAUAUCCGUACUCAGCGGCCGGCAGUUUAAAGGAUUAUACAAAACACCAUCAGCAACGUUUAUUCAUUUUAAAUACAUUUGUACUGAUAAUCACCGUAAGAAGGAUGUCGUCACUACAACUGCAGCCGCAACGGCAGCAACAGCAAUCAUUCAUGGGAUUAUAAACUUGAAGCUUGCAUACUCUCUUUCUCAUGCAAACCAAUGCACACACAUAUACACACAUACACACAUACACAAACACACAUACACACACAGAGUGACAGCAACACACACAGUAAUAGUCUGAUAGAGUUGGUCCUUUUUGGCGAAACAAUCAAGUGAUAACAUUGAUGUACAUAUAUAUGAUGUUAUAGAAGUAAAAGCACACAGAUCUCUACAACACUAUAUCCAUCGUCAUAAUUAUCUAAUAAUAAUAACAAUAAUAAUAAUUACAAAUUGUUGUUGUAAUUUCUUUGUACGUAUAUGUAUGUUAAUAUAAUUAUAUCGGGAAGUUAAAACAAAAAAAAAUUUUUUUUUUCACUUUAUAAUAAAUGCGUUAGUAAUAGUAUUUACGAGACACACUACGGCGAUAUUCUAAAGCAGAAAGAAAAUAAGAACAAAAGGUAUAAAUAAAGUAAAGAAAAUUCCGGUAUCUCAACCUUUGACUAACACUUGUACUUAAUACAUAAAAUUUAGACAAAAGAAAAAAACAAAUCCCAGACUCACUACUUAUUCAUAACGUUAACUUGACGUUAGCUUUGAGAUUCGCAUUGAAGUUUUUAUGAAAAAUACGACAAAGGUAAUUAGACUAUUUACCCAAGAGCUUUCGAGUUGACCUAGCCGUGGCUACCCAUUCAGGUAUUUAUAAGUUUGAACGAUUGAAGUCUCAAGACAUUAAGUACAUAAGCUCUUAGUUGAUUUUCGCAAAUACAUUAUUAAGAUAGGAGUAAGGGUGAACCCUCUUGCCUUAAACUAUUGGACAUUAAGCAUGUAUUUUUGUGUUCAAAUUACAAAUCGCAAGUUUUCAGACAUUUUCAUCAAAUUCGGUACAAUGACGUGCUUUGACCCAAGGACGAACGGUAUUGAAAAUGGUUCAAAUCUGUCCAAUUUUUCGAUCGUUCGCCAUAUAAAGCAAUGCGUUGAGUAAUAAUACUUCGACAUUCUACAUUGGUGUGGCUGGAUCAAUUUCUUGAACUCGCAUGUAUAUAUCCGUUCCUAGGUAUAGUUUGCAAUAAUUCACGAUAAAAAUUGAUCCAUUAUACCAAAUUGACAAAGAGGUCAACCUUAUCGAAUUUCGACCACAUAGGUCUAUUUUUGGGCACCGCCUCACAUAAGGGCUCUCAGGAUAUGUAAAUCCUUACAUGCCAAAAAGGCUUAAUUGUUAUUUGUUUAAGAUAGCAAUUUGACAUGAAAAUUAAGUGAAGUAAAGUUGAAGCACAUGGGUCUAUUUCGUGGACUCGAGGUAAGAUUUCUCGUAGUAGUAAUAAUAUCAUCAGAAAAAGAACAGUUUAUGAUAAUAAGCGGUCGAUAGCAACACUACUACUCAACAAAGAAAUUAACAGUAGGAACUUUGGACCGCAUAGGUCUAUUUUUUGAAUCCAAUAAAUAUAUAUAAAAAGUAAGGCCUUAUAGGGAGAGAAAGUCUAGUUUUUAGUUUUUUAUGAUGCGAACUGAAAAGCGCUAGAGUCUUUCGGAAGUACUAUGAUAUUUUGGGCAUCUCUCCAAAUGAGUGAAUGACUGUACUGGGCAAAAUGAUUGAUGAGGCACCUUGUGGUCGGCCUUGCCCGACUGUAACAUUAUUACUUAAAGUUAACAUAAUUUUUUUCUUAUGUUUCUAAUAUCAGCUUUAUUGGAAUGAGCCUAACGUGAAAAACAAUAGCACAACAAACAAAUUAUAUGAAAAGUACUAUUAUCUGACAAAGGGGUUCAACAAAUGACGUUCUUAUCUUCGAAUGACCUGAAGUCCUGAAGAAAAAAAAAAUCAAAAGUGUAGAAGUUUGGGAUAAAAUCUUUUUCUUAAGGCGAACGGACAUACAGACAGACAGUCAAUUUUUAACAGCAAAAUGGAGUAGGAAAUAACGCAAACACUGCCAAAAAAGGUUUUUUUUUUUUAUAUAAUCAUAUAUUAGAGAUAUAAAUAACUAAGAGACUAAAACUUGCAUAAAAUACUAAAAAAAAAAAAAGAAGCAAUUUUCAAAACGCACAUAACGUAUUAAAAAAA
Molecule: messenger RNA, 4681 nt
Organism: Glossina fuscipes
Lineage: Eukaryota; Metazoa; Arthropoda; Insecta; Diptera; Glossinidae
Gene: Fas2
Product: fasciclin-2
Exons: 8
Coding region: 207-2645 (812 amino acids)
Biological process (GO): nervous system development; cell-cell adhesion; axon guidance
Cellular component (GO): plasma membrane; axon
Molecular function (GO): protein binding
Source: RefSeq, a predicted model, not a curated record